AAUGUUUUGUUUAGAUUUUCUAUUUUCCUUUCAAGUUUUAUUAUAUUCUGCAGUAAUUCAAUGCAUACACUGAGUGUUAAUUGUACAUAUAAAUUGUAAACUUAUAUACCGAUGAUUUGAACUUGUAAGAACUUUUGAAAGAGUCCAAUAAUUCGUUCAUUUUUAGUCCUAAACUAGAGUCACUUAUGAACAUCAAAUUAAAAUGAUGGAAGAAGGUGAAAUUAAACUGGAAUUUGAUAAAUAUGACCAGCCACAAUGCCUGACGUGUCUUAGCAUUGGUAGGAAGCUGAUUCCUUUGGGAAAAUAUGCGGAAAUGUAUAAAAAAAUCGCAACUGAAAUUAUACACUUUGUCACCAGCCCGCCAGAGGAUCUGCAAGUUUGCUGGGAGUGUCAUGCAAUACUGCAAAAGUUUGUGCAGUUUCAAAACAGAGUCGAAAGAGCGAACCAGAUGAUGCAGUUAGGACAGAACAUAUUUGGAUCUUUGUCAAGUUUGACCACAAUAACAUUGAAUGAUACACAUCUACAUGCUAUUUAUGUAGAUAAUCAAAUUAACAUACAGACAGACAUUAAUAAAGUAGAAAAAAACAAUAUUCCUAUAGAAAACCAAAACAUAAAUGAGGAUAGUUGUAGUGAAGAAAAAUUUGAUGAAGAAACAAAUAUAGAUUACACGUCGGAAUUACAAGAAGAAACAGGUACUAAUAUAGAGGAAUUAAAACCGAAAAUUGAAGAAAUUGAAAUGAAGAAUGUUACGAAGACGGUCAGUCAAAACCGUUGGGCAAUAAAAAGAGCUUUACAAAAUAAAAAACGUAAAUUUGAAAUUAUAUCUAAUAUAGACGUAGAGGAGUUGUUUAGAAGAGUACAGAUAAAUCUAGAAGAAUUACACAACUUUUUAAAGAAGAAAAGAAAACGGUUUCAAUUAAAGAAGUACAAAUGUGAAUCUUGUGUAAUAGGAUUUAAAAACGAAAAUGCCUUGAUGAGACAUAAUAAAAAUUGUCAUACAAAGGACACUGGCGACUACACCUGUGAUGUUUGCUCGAGGCGUUACGCCGACAAGCGCCAUCUAGUGUCGCAUGUCAAGAAGCACUGUUACAAAUAUCUUUGCACAGUGUGCCAAUACUAUUGCCAUAGUGAAAAAUUGAGGAACAAACACGCAGAGCGACAUAGGAAGGUGUUUCAGUGCUUUAAAUGUGGACUGCGGUACUGUAACCGCCGCGAAUUCUACAAACACUUCAAGGAAUGGCACGAGAGGUUUAUCUGCGAUCACUGCGGUAUAUCGUUUAUGAUGAGGUAUAGCAUCAAGGACCAUAUAAGAAAGCAACACUCCCCGUACGAGUGCAAGCAGUGUAACAGACAGUUCGCGCGCUACAACGGCCUGUGGCGGCACAACAAGACGGCGCACGCGCAGCUCGAGGCCGCGUACUGCGUCGAGUGUGACAAGUACUACGACAACGUGUACCGGUACCGCUGGCACCUGGCCAACAGCACGCGCCAUACACCCAGGAGGGUGCACAGGUACCCCUGUUCAGGAUGCGACAAGGUUUUCACAAAGAACAUAUACAUGCGAGACCAUUACAACUUGGUUCAUUUGAAGCAAUACAAACACAGGUGUGAGUCUUGCGAUAAGAAUUUCAUCCGGAAUGCUGAUCUGAUGAAACACAAUAAAAGAAUCCACGAAGGUAUACUGCCGCCGCGGGAUAAGAUCUGCUACGUGUGCGGACGCGGGUUCACUACAAACAAGAUCCUAGCCAACCACGUGCGCACGCAUACAGGCGAGCGUCCAUUUGCGUGUGCGCAGUGCCCCGCCAAGUUUGCACAGAGCGUCGCCUUAGCUGGGCAUACCCGAGCGCUACACAGCAAACAGAAAGCCGAUCCGACUGAAUGAACAAAGAUGUUAUAUGGAAUGAGCUUACGAUACCGGGAUCAACGGCUUAACGUGCCUUCCGAAGCACGGAUCGUCUUACUCUCGGACAAUCAGGUGAUCAGCCUGCAACGUCCUAAACAAACUAGGGAUCACAAAGUGAUUUUUGUGAUAUUUCCCCACCGGGAUUCGGACCGCGGACCUCCGGAUCGUAAGCCCGGACGUUGGUCUAACGGAAAGCUCGGCGAAGGAUGGACCUCUGACUACCCCAAUAGGGACAUGGUCGUGUCCUUAUGUAUAUGUUAUUUCCAGUUGGGUCGAACAUUAUAAUGGCGAUACGGCUCACCAACUAUCACGUUGGUCUAACAGAAAGCUCGGUGAGGUGUGGGUAUGGGAAGAUUCCCAAAGUGGACACAUCACUGGUCAGAACUACUGGUUAGUCCAUGGUAUAAGAAGACCAGGUAUGCUCAAUCCUAUGACAAGCCGCCAUUGCUAACCCUUUGAUGACGUAAGUGUUACCAUUAAAUUGGUAUCUCCAACAUUCCAAGGACGUAAAUUUUAUUAUUGAAAAUUAAGUGAAUUACUGACUGUAUUUAAUUACUAUUAUUUUUCACAUAUACAAAAAUCAUCAAAACUUUAUGUAAAUCUUUUACUAAAAGUACAAAAUUUCCAAAAAUUGAACGUGGACAAUUUAUUUUUUACGAAAUGGCAACACAGGGUCGGAUGACGUGAGCUGGGCUAACCUUCAAAUGUUAGCUGUCAGUUUUGAGCAUACCUGCGGGCUUAGCAUCGUAAGCGCGACUCUUUCACCUCGACAUCCGUCACCCGUCACUCUCUCACAGUACUGCACAGAAAGAGACAGACGAUCUCUGUCGCGGCGAGAAAGAGUCGCGUGCUUACGGUGCAGGGCCCGUUGGUCUUCUUAUACUGUGGGUUAGUCAAUUG
This is a messenger RNA of Pectinophora gossypiella (pink bollworm), 2803 nucleotides long. RefSeq names its product gastrula zinc finger protein XlCGF26.1-like. Gene Ontology annotation, biological process: regulation of transcription by RNA polymerase II. Lineage: Eukaryota; Metazoa; Arthropoda; Insecta; Lepidoptera; Gelechiidae. Gene Ontology annotation, cellular component: nucleus. The record is from RefSeq and is a predicted model, not a curated record. Gene Ontology annotation, molecular function: DNA-binding transcription factor activity, RNA polymerase II-specific; zinc ion binding; RNA polymerase II transcription regulatory region sequence-specific DNA binding. The transcript is spliced from 8 exons. The coding region runs from base 203 to 1882 and encodes 559 amino acids.